AUGAGGGGUGCUGUAGCUCUGCAGGUGUUGCUGUUCUGUCUGUCUGGGACAUGGGCUCAGGGAGAGAGAGGAGGGGUCAGUGAAGGAGGAGAGAGCAGAGAGAGGGAUGCUGAACAGUUGACUACCCAGCCUGAAAUCUGGACUGAGCUGAAGGAGCUGAGAGACAUUGUGGUGUAACAGAGAGUGGAGCUGAGGAACAUGGGGGCCAGACUGAGCACCAGUGAGAGCCAGGUGGAGGAGCUGCAGAAAGAGGUGGUGAACCAGAGAGUGGAGAUGAGUGUCACUAAGAAUUAACUGCAGUUCUACAAGAAUAAGGUGGAGGAACUGGAGAGUGAGAAAACAGGUACUACGUUAUGUAUAUACAGUAUCUGAAAAGGAUCUAGUUUGUAAAUUGAUAUACAUCAGAUAAAGAGCCCCUCACAUUUUUCUUAUAAUUCCAGUCCAAGCAGCAGAACUGUCAGCCAUGGGGGCCAGAGUGACAGCUAAUGAGAGAGAGGUGGAGGAACUGAAGAGAGAGAACACAGGUGAAAGAGGAUAUUCAUUUGAAUUUCAGUGUAUGUUUGCAGUGGAUUGGAUUGCACAUUCUUCAUUCAGUAUGGAUUAAAAAGCCUCUCUUCAUGUUAUUGCAGGUUUGAAGGCCAGACUGAGUGCCAGUGAGAGCCAGGUGGAAGAGCUGCAGAAAGAGGUGGUGAACCAGAGAGUGGAGCUGAGUGUCACUAAGAAUGAACUACAGUUCUACAAGAACAAGCUGGAGGAACUGGAGGGAGAAAAUGCAGGUAAAUUGAGGCAGCUAUAACUUAUGUUAUUUGAUUACUGUAAUUAACAAAUAACUAAGUUGGGUUUUGAAGUCAUCAACAGUUUAUUUGUAUCUUUUUACAUCAUAUUCUAGGACUGGAGGUCAGAGUGACAGCCAGUGAGAGAGAUGUGGAGGAGCUGAAGACAGAGAAUGCAUGUAAUGUAGCGAUAGGAACAUAUCAGACUGGUCUCAUAGACUAGAUGUAACAUAGUAAAUAAAUAAAUAAAAGAUAUAAAAAAAGAUAUAAAAAUGUCACAUGCGCCGAAUACAACAGGUGCAAAUAAACUAAAGUAAAACAUAAAAUAAAAAGUAACAAAAUAAAAUAACAAUAACGAGGCUAUAAACAGGGGGUACCGGUACCGAGUCAAUGUGCGGGGUUACAGGUUAGUCGAGGUAAUUUGUACAUGUAGGUAGGGGUAAAGUGACUAUGCAUAGAUAAUAAACAGUGAGUAGCAGCAGUGAGCUAGCUAAUGUUAGCUUUAGCCACCUAGCCACCUAGCUAACGUUAGCAACAAGAAAUUGGAAUUCGUAACAUUUCAUAAAUUUUACAAAUUCGUAACAUAUUGUACGUUUUUAGAAAAUUUGUCCCAUAUUGUACGAAUUGCAAUUUGGUACAUAUCAUACAAAUUCUAAACCGUAACAUACAUGAAAUGGAUAAUGGAUUAACACAUACCAUACAAAACCUAACAUAUCAAACUAAAUGGAGUAUCUCAGAUAUACAGUGGAGAGAACAAGUAUUUGAUACACUGCCGAUUUUGCAGGUUUUCCUACUUACAAAGCAUGUAGAGGUCUGUAAUUUUUAUCAUAGGUACACUUCAACUGUGAGAGGCGGAAUCUAAAACAAAAAUCCAGAAAAUCACAUUGUAUGAUUUUUAAGUAAUUAAUUUGCAUUUUAUUGCAUGACAUAAGUAUUUGAUACAUCAGAAAAGCAGAACUUAAUAUUUGGUACAGAAACCUUUGUUUGCAAUUACAGAGAUCAUACGUUUCCUGUAGGUCUUGACCAGGUUUGCACACACUGCAGCAGGGAUUUUAGCCCACUCCUCUAUACAGACCUUCUCCAGAUCCUUCAGGUUUCGGGGCUGUUGCUGGGCAAUACAGACUUUCAGCUCCCUCCAAAGAUUUUCUAUUGGGUUCAGGUCUGGAGACUGGCUAGGCCACUCCAGGACCUUGAGAUGCUUCUUACGGAGCCACUCCUUAGUUGCCCUGGCUGUGUGUUUCGGGUCGUUGUCAUGCUGGAAGACCCAGCCACGACCCAUCAUCAAUGCUCUUACUGAGGGAAGGAGGUUGUUGUGCAGUCGUCCUGUCCCCUUUGCAGAAAAGCAUCCUCCAAACACGGCGAGUGGAGUUUAGACCAAAAAGCUCUAUUUUUGUCUCAUCAGACCACAUGACCUUCUCCCAUUCCUCCUCUGGAUCAUCCAGAUGGUCAUUGGCAAACUUCAGACGGGCCUGGACAUGCGCUGGCUUGAGCAGGGGGACCUUGCGUGCGCUGCAGGAUUUUAAUCCAUGACGGCGUAGUGUGUUACUAAUGGUUUUCUUUGAGACUGUGGUCCCAGCGCUCUUCAGGUCAUUGACCAGGUCCUGCAGUGUAGUUCUGGGCUGAUCCCUCACCUUCCUCAUGAUCAUUGAUGCCCCAUGAGGUGAGAUCUUGCAUGGAGCCCCAGACCGAGGGUGAUUGACCGUCAUCUUGAACUUCUUCCAUUUUCUAAUAAUUGCGCCAACAGUUGUUGCCUUCUCACCAAGCUGCUUGCCUAUUGUCCUGUAGCCCAUCCCAGCAUUGUGCAGGUCUACAAUUUUAUCCCUGAUGUCCUUACACAGCUCUCUGGUCUUGGCCAUUGUGGAGAGGUUGGAGUCUGUUUGAUUGAGUGUGUGGGCAGGUGUCUUUUAUACAGGUAACGAGUUCAAACAGGUGCUGUUAAUACAGGUAAUGAGGGGAGAACAGGAGGGCUUCUUAAAGAAAAACUUACAGGUCUGUGAGAGCCGGAAUUCUUACUGGUUGGUAGGUGAUCAAAUACUUAUGUCAUGCAAUAAAAUGCAAAUUAAUUACUUAAAAAUCAUACAAUGUGAUUUUCUGGAUUUUUGUUUUAGAUUCUGUCUCUCACAGUUGAAGUGUAAUUACAGACCUCUACAUGCUUUGUAAGUAGGAAAACCUGCAAAAUCGGCAGUGUAUCAAAUACUUGUUCUCCCCACUGUACGUACAGAAUAAUACGAAAUGCUCUGAGACCACGUUGGAAAAUAUCUACAGAAUUGUGUUUUCAUUAGUCUCUAUCAGAUUGAACACUGUAGGUAUAUUUCCUGUAAUUCUAGUCCAAGCAGCAGAAUUGUCAGCCAUGGGGGCCAGAGUGACAGCCAGUGAGACAGAGGUGGAGGAGCUGAAGAGAGAGAAUGCAGGUAAUGGAGGCUAUUUCAUUGAUCCCACUGAUUACCAUUUUGAUAAUUUGUUUUUUUAUUCAGUAUGGAUCAGAAAGUAUUUUAAUAUGGUUUUGUCUUUGGAGGACAGGGUGACAGCCAGUUGAAGGAGCUGAAUAGAAUAUAUAUAUAUUAUACAGCAUAUUACAUUAUUGUGGAACCUCUGUGUUCACAGAUAGACCUAAAGUGGCAUUCCAUGCUGGUUUAGAAAGAACGGUUGGACCCUUUGCUGAUAGUAAAAUAACUCUGGACUACACUAAUGUCACCACAAAUAUUGGCCAAGCCUACAGCCCAGUUACAGCUCCUGCUUACACACCUGUAUUAACUCACAUGUCCACAUUGGGUAACUACAGGCACCGACAUCACUACCAGGCUGCUCCCUGUUUUUCCUCUGAUGCGGGUGUCUUCACAGCACCAGUGAGAGGAGUCUACUACAUCAGAUUCACUGCCAUGGACAACCUCUCACCAGCACGGGUAGUUGUGUCUAUGUUCAAGAAUAACCAGCUUAUAACAUGGGCAGCUCAGAACAAUCACGGAGGCAACCAGUAUCUAUCCAGUGCGGUGACUCUGGAGCUGGAAGAGGGGGACUUGGUCUACAUGCGCCUCCCCUCAGGCAACAAACUCUUUGAUGAUGAUACAAUUAGUCACAGCCCCUUCAAUGGCUUCCUGCUCUUCCCUAUGUGAGGGGAAAUCAGAUGGAAAGUCAGAGGGUUAAAAGAGCCCCAAAUCUUCCUCUAACAACCUGAUGACAGAAAAGCAAAUUGACUUAUUUCUGUUCUACUGAUAUAGAUGUUUUAUGUACUAGAUUAUAUGCUAUUUUUGAGAUGACAGAAAAUAACAUAAGUCCAUUUUGAUUGAACUUUAUUCAUGUGUGUAUAUUCAGAGGUAAUCUGAAGUACAUAAACAAAUGAAUGAACAAAUGAAUAAAUACAUGAUAAAUACAUAGGUAAAUAACAAAAACAAACAAAGUAGGUUGGUGUUGAAUACGUACUAGGUUCAUUAACAUACUGUAAAUAUCCAAUAAAACUGAAGAACUGUGAACCAGUCAUUAAGCAAUGGAAAUGAUUUGAAGUGAGGAAUGGUUAGAUCAGAAUGUUAAGACCAGGGAGUUCAGUCUCAGAUCAUCUCAAUGUCAGCCUCCCUGGCAGGGUUCUUCUUGUGGUACUCAGAGAUGCGGCUCUCCAUGACCGGACGGAAGUGCCGGACCAGACCCUAAAGUGGAAGAGAAGGUUGGAGUGAAGGAAGAGAAGGAGGUGGGGGUCAGGAUGUUACUUCACUAGUAUCUCCACAUCCGUUCUCAUCUAACUCUUCACCCCACUCUAACAACCUGUAUCAACCAUUGACCUCAGUAGUCUCACCUGUUCCUGUAUCAACCUUUGACCCCAGUAGUCUCACUUGUACCUGUAUCAACCUUUAACCCCAGUAGUCUCACCUGUUCCUGUAUCAACCUUUGACCCCAUUAGUCUCACCUGUUCCUGUCUAACCUCUGACCGUAGUAGUCUCACCUGUACCUGUCUAACCUCUGACCCCAGUAGUCUCACCUGUACCUGUCUAACCUCUGACCCCAGUAGUCUCACCUGUACCUGUCUAACCUCUGACCCCAGUAGUCUCACCUGUACAGGCCAUGCGGCCCCGUCCCCCAGGGCACAGAUGGUAUGGCCCUCAAUCUGUUUACUCAGCUCCCAGAUCAUAUCAAUCUCUGAGUUGGCCGCGUCACCACGCACAAACCGCCACAUCAUCUUAUCCAUCCAGUCCACUCCUGGUGGGGGGGAGAGAGAGAGAUAGGGCGAGGGACAGAGAGAUCAACUAACCACCCAGUUACCUGGUUUUCUUUGUGCCACACAGAUAUCAAAUUAUCAGAAGUGAGAUGGGGUUUUAUGUUUGAGCAAUAAGCUAUAUAGUAGCAAAACCUGUGGACAUUAUAUUAUCAAAAUAAUAUAGGGUGGCAGGUAGCCUAGCGGUUAAGGGCGCUGGUUCGAAUCCCCGAGCAGACUAGGUGAAGAAUCUGCAGAUGUGCCAUUGAGCAAGGCACUUAACCCUAAUUGCUCUGGAUAAGAGCAUCUGCUUAAUGACUAAAAUGUAAAAAACAGAGCAUGUAGUACCUUACCUUCCCUACAGGGGGUGCACUGGCCACAGCUCUCAUGUUUAUAGAACUCAACCAGACGGGCGAUGGCUCUGAUUACGUCAGUCUGGGAGAAUGGAGUACACACAUAUUCUUCACAAUUUGAUUUGUUCUUAUAAAACAAUGUUCAUCAAUAUAAAGUAAAUAGUGUGUGCGUGAGUGCAUGUUUACAGAUUUGUCCAUGACGAUGAUGGCGGCAGUGCCCAGAGCGGACUCUGCGCGGACGAGGUCAUCAAAAUCCAUCAUGACAUCAUCACACACAGAGCGAGGGAUAAUGGGUGUGGAGGAGCCUCCAGGGAUCACUCCCAGUAGGUUGUCCCAGCCGCCCCUCACACCUCCUGAACCAAUCAGAGUCGAGGGGAAGGGAGUGUCAGGCGCACAAAUAUCAGCAGCACCAAUAAUAUACCCACUCUGGCAUACACACACAGUAACACAAAUACAGGCAGUACUAGAAAACUUGUCACAUUAACACUUGCACGAACACACACAGACGCACACACACCUGCGUGUCUCUCUAUGAGUUCUCUGAGAGGAAUGGACAUCUCUUCCUCUACUGUGCAUGGAGUGUUCACAUGACCAGAGAUGUUGAACAGCUUUGUCCCAGCAUUCCUCUCUCUCCCAAAGCUUGCAAACCACGCUCCACCUCGACGACAGAUAGCAGGCGCCACGGCAACCGUCUCCACGUUAGCAACCGUUGUUGGGCAUCCGAACACCCCUGGAGACCCAAAGACAAUGUGGUACAUUGAGAGAAAAUCAAUAAGAAGAGCAUUUAUUUUCACAGUAUAAUCUACAGAAAACAAUUGAACUGUCAGAAAUGCAAUGUACAGUUCCCUUAUGGAAAAAAACCACAUGAACCACAUUCAUGUUUUUAUGUGAUCACAUGUGAAGUUAAUGUGAUAACAUGUGACAACAUGUAAAGCAACCUGUGAUAACAUGAAACUACACAUUUUUCUGUUAGGGUUUUGGUAGACCAUAUUAUCAUUCUUUUGGUUGUUUCUUUUUUGGCAAGAAGGAGGUAAAUCCAAAGGUGGUAGGUGUUUACCUAUGUUAGCAGGUAAGUUAGAAAGGAGUGACAGGAGAAAGGGGUCAAAGAUCAAGGUCAAAGGUGGUAGGUAAUUUCCUCACCUAUGUCAGCGGGGAAGGGUGGUUUGAGUCGGGGUUUCCCCUGCUUGCCCUCCAGGGACUCGAUGAGGGCCGUCUCCUCCCCACAGAUGUAGGCUCCUGCUCCCCGCAUCACAAACACAUCAAAGUCGUACCCAGAGCCACACGCGUUCUUGCCUAUCAACCCUGCUACAUACGCCUCGUUUAUCGCCACCUGGUGGACAGGACAGGACAUACUGUAAGUGUGUGUGUGCUCGUGUGUGGAGGAGACAGGAGAGGACAUGACUCUAACCAGCCUGAGCAGGUAGUCUGACCUGUGUAUUGGAGGACUCGUUGUAGAACUCUGACCUGUGAAUUGGAGGACUCGUUGUAGAACUCUGACCUGUGAAUUGGAGGAAUCGUUGUAGAACUCUGACCUGUGAAUUGGAGGACUCGUUGUAGAACUCUGACCUGUGUAUUGGAGGACUCGUUGUAGAACUCUGACCUGUGUAUUGGAGGACUUGUUGUAGAACUCUGACCUGUGCAUUGGAGGACUCGUUAUAGAACUCUGACCUGUGCAUUGGAGGACUCGUUAUGGAACUCUGACCUGUGUAUUGGAGGACUCAUUGUAGAACUCUCCUCUGAUGUAGAUGUAAGCGGCGCGGGCUCCCAUGGCCCUCCCAGCCACCAGGCAGCCCUCCACCAGCUUGUGAGGGUCGUGACGCAUAAUCUCUCUGUCCUUACACGUCCCUGGCUCUCCUUCAUCUGCAUUCACUACCAGGUACUUAGGCCUGAGAUACAGACACAGAUACUGUAUGUUAUACACCAGUGGAGGCUCCUCUGAGGAGGAAGGGGAGGACCAUCCUCCUCCGUGAAUUUCAGAAACAUUUAAAUAGUGAAACAUUUCAAAAGUGAUCCUUUUUAGAUAAAACUAUACUAAAUAUAUUCACGUCAACAAAUAAUUGAUUAAAACACACUGUUUUGCAAUGAAGGUCUACAGUAGCCUCAACAGCACUCUGUAGGGUAGCACCAUGGUGUAGCCGGAGGACAGCUAGCUUCCGUCCUCCUCUGGGUACAUUGACUCAAUACAAAACCUAGGAUGCUCGUGGUUCUCACCCCCUUCCAUAGACAUUUACAUUUACAUCAUUUAGCAGACGCUCUUAUCCAUAGACUUACACAGUAAUUAUGACAACAUCCAGAGGAUGUCCUCCAACCUAUAAGAGCUCUUGCAGCAUGAACUGACAUGUUGUCCACCCAAUCAAAGGAUCAGAGAAUGAAUCUAGUACUGAAAGCAUAAGCUACAGCUAGCUAGCACUGAAGUGCAUAAAAUGUGGUGAGUAGUUCACUCAAAGAGAGAGAAAGACAAUAGUUGAACAGUUUUGAACAAAUAAAUGUAUUCAAAAGUGAAGGAGAAGCAAGAGAGAGAGAGAGCUAGUUAUAUUUAGUAUUUUUUUCACUUUCACUGCAGCUAGCUAGUUUAGCCUACUCAAACACCCGGCUCAGAGAGGUAUGCUAUGUUAGCUAGCUGACUAUGGCUAUCCAACACUGGAACUCUUCCAAGUCAAGGUAAGCUUUUGGUUGUAUUAAUUUAUUGCCUCCGGGGCCCGCCGGUGUAACUACUAAACUCCUUGCUGAUUGUACACUGUAUUGCAUGAUUGUAGCAGGGUUUACUAACACGUUAGUUCUAGUAGCUAUGUUGACUAUUUCAUUAUAAUAUGGUGACAACGAUGUAGGCUGUGUGUUGCGGUUAGCGGUUAUGAUAUGAAGGUUUGGCUUGGAAAGGUUUUUUCGCCUGGUUACAGACAGCUGAUGUGUUGUGCACUGGAGUCCACAAGCGAAGUGAAAAGGUGAGAGGAGGAGAGCAUGUAGAUGCGAGAAGAAAUUAUCCAACGAUCAAAGGGAUCAUGGUGUAUGUACAGUACCAGUCAAAAAUUUGGCCACACCUACUCAUUCCAGGGUUUUUCUUUAUUUUUACUAUUUUCUACAUUGUAGAAUAAUAGUGAAGACAUCAAAACUAUGAAAUAACACAUAUGGAAUCAUGCAGUAGCCAAAAAAGUCUUAAACAAAUCAAAAUAGAUGUAAUAUUUUAGAUUCUUCAAAGUAGCCACCCUUUGCCUUGAUGACAGCUUUGCACUUUUGGCAUUCUCUCAACCAGCUUCACCUGGAAUACUUUUCCAACAGUCUUGAAGGAGUUCCCACAUAUGCUGAGCACUUGUUGGCUGCUUUUCCUUCACUCUGCGGUCCAACUCAUCCCAAACCAUCUCAAUUGGGUUGAGGUUGGGUGAUUGUGGAGGCCAGGUCAUCUGAUGCAGCACUCCAUCACUCUCCUUCUUGGUCAAAUAGCCCUUACACAGCCUGGAGCGCAAACAGGUGGGAUGGGGUAUCGCUGCAGAAUGCUGUGGUAGCCAUGCUGGUUGCCAUGCUGACCUGCCUUGAAUUCUAAAUAAAUCACCAACAGUGUCACCAGCAAAGCACCCCCACAGCAUCACACCUCCUCCUCCAUGCUUCAUGGUGGGAACCACACAUGCAGAGAUCAUCCGUUCACCUACUCUGCGUCUCACAAAGACACGGCGGUUUUAACCAAAAAUCUCAAAUUUGACUCAAAUUAACUUUUAAGAAGGCACACCUGUUAAUUGAAAUUCAUUCCAGGUGACUACAUCAUCAAGCUGGUUGAGAGAAUGCCAAGAGUUUGCAAAGCUUUCAUCAAGGCAAAGGGUGGCUACUUUGAAGAAUCUCAAAUAUAAAAUAUAUUUUGAUUUGUUUAACACUUUUUUGGUUACUACAUGAUUCCAUAUGUGUUAUUUCAUAGUUUUGAUGUCUUCACUAUUAUUUUACAAUGUAGAAAAUAGUAAAAAUAAAGAAAAACCCUGGAAUGAGUAGGUGUGUCCAAACUUUUGACUGGUACUGUAUGCUGCUGCUAUGAAAGUGAACUGUGUUUGCGUGUGAUCAGGGGUGUAUUCAAUUUGCUUACCGCCCCAAUAGAUCCACAGAUGAUGCAAUUGCCAUCACACUGCACACUGCCCUAUCCCAUCUGGACAAGAGGAUUACCUAUGUAAGAAUGCUGCUCAUUGACUAUAGCUCAGCAUUCAACACCAUAGUACCCUCCAAGCUCAUCAUUAAGCUCUAGGCCCUGGGUCUGAACCCCGCCCUGUGCAACUGGGUCCUGGACUACCUGACGGGCCGCCCCCAGGUGGUGAAGGUAGGAAACAACAUCUCCACUUCACUGAUCCUCAACACUGGGGCCCCACAAGGGUGCGUGCUCAGCCCCCUCCUGUACUCCCUGUUCACCCAUGACUGCGUGGCCAAGCACGCCUCCAACUCAAUCAUCAAGUUUGCAGACGACACAACAGUAGUAGGCUUGAUUACCAACAAUGACGAGACUGCCUACAGGGAGGAGAUGAGGGCUCUGGGAGUGUGGUGCCAGGCAAAUAACCUCUCACUCAACAUUAACAAAACAAAGGAGAUGAUCGUGGACUUCAGGAAACAGCAGAGGGUGCACCCCCCUAUCCACAUCACCGACAAACUGAAAUGGUCCACCCACGCAGACAGUGUGGUAAAGAAGGCGCAACAGAGCCUCUUCAACUUCAGGAGGCUGAAGAAAUUUGGCUUAUCACCUAAAACCCUCACCAACUUUUACAGAUGCACAAUUGAGAGCAUCCUGUCGGGCUGUAUCACCGCCUGGUACGGCAACUGCACCACCCACAACCGCAGGGCUCUCCAGAGGGUGGUGCGGUCUGCCGAACGCAUUACCGGGGGCAAACUACCCGCCCUCCAAGACACAUACAGCACCCGAUGUCACAGGAAGGCCAAAAAGAUCAUCAAGGACAUCAACCACCCGAGCCACUGCCUGUUCACCCCGCUAUCAUCCAGAAGGCGAGGUCAGUACAGGUGCAUCAAAGCUGGGACCGAGAGAAUGAAAAACAGCUUCUAUCUCAAGGCCAUCAGACUGUUAAAUAGCCAUCACUAGCACAUUAGAGGCUGCUGCUGCCUAUUGAAAUCACUGGCCACUUUAAGAAAUGGAACACUAGUCACUUUAAUAAUGUUUACAUAUCUUGCACUACUCAUCUCAAAUGUAUAUCCUGCAUUCUAUUCUAUAAUAUUCUUCUGUAUCUUAGUCCAUGCCGCUCUGUCAUUGCUUGUCCAUAUAUGUAUAUAUUCUUAAAUCCCAUUCCUUACUUUUUUUGUGUGUAUUGGGUAUAUGUUGUGAAAUUGUUAGAUAUUACUGCACUGUCGGAGCUAGAAGCACAAGCAUUUCGCUACACCCAACAUAUGCUAAACAUGUGUAUGUGAAAAAUAACAUUUGAUUUGAUUUGAUUUGUAUUCAUUCCGCCGAUUCUGUUGAAAACGUUUAUUAAACGGACGCAAACGGAACAGGCUAGAGUGUACAAGGCGGUAUUGAAUGUAUCAAUGUCUGUCACCUUGAUUACUCAAAUUUCUCUCGACCUGUGCACCUAGCGUACAUGGUAAACUUUCAUUCAUAGGCUAGGUUGUAGCAACCUCAUGAUGGGUAUAGGGAAAACUUGAGUAUAAUGUAGUAGCCUAAAUCUAUUGAUGUUACAUUGAGCUGGGUGAGUCCCCUGUAGCUCAGUUGGUAGAGCAUGGCGCUUGCGACGCCAGGGUUGUGGGUUCGUUUCCCAAAGGGGGCCAGUAUGAAAAUUUAUGCACUCACUAACUGUAAGUUGCUCUGGAUAAGAGUGUCUGCUAAAUGACUAAAAUGUGAAUGGAAUAUAAAUGACAGUCAUCCAAUAUGCUGUAAUAGAAAUAAGGCCAUGCUUAUAAAAAAAUGGCACCGACUGCCACACAUUUACAUUUUAGUCAUUUAGCAGACGCUCUUAUUCAGAGCGACUUACAGGAGCAAUUAGGGUUAAGUGCCUUGCCCAAGGGCACAUCAACAGAUUUUUCACCUAGUCGGCUCGGGGAUUAGAACCAGCGACCUUUCGGUUACUGGCACUACGCUCUUAACCACUAAGCUACCUGCCGCUACCUACACACACACAUACUUUCUCUCUCUCUCGCUCUCUUUCUUACCUGCCGUCACUGGGUUUGUUCAUGAAGCCCCACUUCAUGCCGGUGGGGAAGCCAGCUCCUCCUCUCCCUCUCAGACCAGACACCUUGACCUCGUUCAGGAUCCAGUCUGUCCCCUUCAGGAGGAUCUCUUUAGUCUUAUACCAGUCACCCCGACGCAGAGCACCCUUCAGGCUGGGGACACAAUGGGAAAUAUAGAUGGUGUUUUUAAAUAGGCCACUAUCCCCUAAUACUUCCUAUGUACUUGGUGUAUGUGUUGUUUUCAGAUAUCAUGUAUUCUCGGGUAGGUUAAGGGAAGGGGACAAGGAGAGGAGGACACUUUAUGGAUGGUUAAGAAGGGGGCAAGAGUACUGUAUGUGCAUAGAUUUGAUGGUAUCCAGAGUGUGUAUGUGCACAGUGAUGUUAUGUUGGGAUGUUACUACCUCCAGUCAUGACGGCCAUACAAGUUUGUGAAAAUCCGGUCCUGAUCACUCAAGGGACCAAAUUUAGUCUUCUUUGGAUUCUCCUAGCAACCCAGAUAAACACACAGAAUAAUUUAUGUAACGAUAAUAGGCUAGAUGGAGACCUAGGCAGUUGUAGCCUAGUCUAGAAAACAGAAAUGGUUUAAACUACACUAGGUGAGAGAAGGCUACCUGUUGCUUCGCCGCGGUGCUGUAGCGCUGGCCCAGAUGGGGCGAGAGGCACUGCUGCGCGGCCGCCGAGUGCGCACCUGCGCUUCCUAGCAUCCGGCGCAGCGUCAACAUCCUGAGAGUGAAGGGAACUUUGUUUGUAGCCAUCUAG
Coregonus sp. 'balchen' is the source of this 12209-nucleotide messenger RNA. Lineage: Eukaryota; Metazoa; Chordata; Actinopteri; Salmoniformes; Salmonidae. The record is from the annotation of a GenBank genome assembly.